GUUUGCAAAGUUGCUAACUUCACGUAGUUUGGAUAUAUUGCUUCAUUUUUUCAUUUGCUUCGCCGACGCAAAUGUUUUGCCUAACUUGGAGACGUUGACCAGCUGUUCAAAAAUACUUACUUUACUUUUUGUUUAUACUCAAUCAUAAAUUUAAACAUCUAAAAUGCCAAAAGUUGUGUCACGAAGUAUAGUUUGUUCUGAUUCAAAAGAUCAAGAAGAAUAUAAUGACGAUUCGCCAUUAAAUAUAUAUUACUGUUUGUGCGGCAAACUUUCAUUAAUAUUGGAUUGUGCUUUAGAAAAAUUACCCCUGAGGCGGACAGACGGCGCAAGAGUUAUAAAUGGGAAACAACAUGCCCAUAAACUUACGUAUCAAGAAGGUGGUAUUGAAUACAUACGGAGAAAAGCAAAAGGAAUUGAAAAACAAUAUCGUUUUAAAUGUAAGUCUUGCAGACUUCCAUUAUACUAUCGACAUGAUCCAAAUUCUGAGAAUACAUUUAUCUUUCACCAUGCGCUUGUGAAAACUAAAAAUGACAUACACCUUAAUCUGGAACCACGCACAGCAAAAACUCAAACUGUGGGCGAGAGUGAAAAGGUUAUGGUAACCAGACAUACGAAAAACAUGGGCAAAUUCAGUUCGGUAACAGUGUCAACAAUAGACGAAGAAGAAGAUGAGAUCGAAGCGCGUGAAAUUGCCGACAGCUAUGCUAACAAUGCUCGAAUUAUCGAAAAACAACUUCAACGAAAAGGCGGCAAACUUUCUGAUUUGGGAACCAGGAACAAGCUAGAUGAAGUCGUCCCACCGAAAAAGCCAAGAGGAACAUUAUUAGACAUUUAAUGAAAAAAAUUAGAUAAAUUUUGUAAAAAUAUGUGAAGUCUUGUUCACAUCAUUCUUUUUUUUUUUUUUUUUUGUUUAUUUACUCCAAAAAUUAAAUAAGCAAAAUAAUCGCCCUUAUUACGGUCGGCGUUGUCGUAGGCGUUCAUGUGUCGUAGACGUAGUCGUAGGCGUUGUCAUAACUAUUUUUUUUUGGUAUUAUGUACAAUUUUCGAAUACGUCUUUUAUAUAAUAGAUGUUAAAAAGCAGGGUGCUUUGCAAUAACAAACAUUUGUAGAAUUUACGAGAUACCCGGAAAAAUAAAUAAAAGCGCCAGUUGAAAUGGUUGAAGUAAAA
Molecule: messenger RNA, 1168 nt
Organism: Musca domestica (house fly)
Lineage: Eukaryota; Metazoa; Arthropoda; Insecta; Diptera; Muscidae
Product: STING ER exit protein
Exons: 4
Coding region: 164-835 (223 amino acids)
Source: RefSeq, a predicted model, not a curated record